Molecule: messenger RNA, 565 nt
Organism: Culex quinquefasciatus (southern house mosquito)
Lineage: Eukaryota; Metazoa; Arthropoda; Insecta; Diptera; Culicidae
Exons: 2
Coding region: 47-493 (148 amino acids)
Source: RefSeq, a predicted model, not a curated record
UGGGUUUUUUAGCUUGAGGAAGAGAGACACGCUUAUAUGUUCAAUAAUGAUCUCUUCCAAACUGCUGCUCGUCUUCUUCGGUGUGGUGCUGCUCGUCAACUUUUCAAAUGCUGAAGAAAAUCAACUGGAUCCCAAGAAAAAGCAUCAAAUCAUCAAGCAUUUGCUUAAAUCUCAAAAGGACAUCCGAAAGGCCCUGCUGAGGAUUCGUCAACAAAUCAUCAACGAUGGACGACCCCUCACAGGCGGGGGUGAAGAUGGUUCCAGCGAGGAAAGCGCAGAAUACCACCGGGAGGAGCAGUGGGAAAUACAGCAUGUUAGGAGGAAAAUGGCCAAACGUGUGAAUGAAAUCGCUGUUAGCUUUGUUGAAAUCGCGGCGUUGAUUGAACAAAUCAAACGGAAAGUUGAGGAGGAAAUUCGGAAGUCAGGAGGUAGUGGUCCAUCGCUACCGGGAAAUCCAGAACCUAGUGAAAUAAUUUUGCGCCCAUGUUGUUGAACAUUGAAAUGAAUCUAUGUAAGCAGUUUCAAAUUAGACACAUAUUUUUUUCUUAAACUAUAGUAAAUAAAA